Chaetomium globosum CBS 148.51 is the source of this 234-nucleotide messenger RNA. RefSeq lists its product as uncharacterized. The transcript is spliced from 2 exons. The record is from RefSeq and is a predicted model, not a curated record. The coding region runs from base 1 to 234 and encodes 77 amino acids. NCBI's taxonomy places the organism in Eukaryota, Fungi, Ascomycota, Sordariomycetes, Sordariales, Chaetomiaceae.
AUGGAUGACGUAUGUAGAUUAAGUACCAGGAUCAGCUGCCGUGUUCCGAAAGUAGGGCAGCGCAAGGUUUGCCUGUCUCGCCCUCCCAGGCACGUUCCGCCGAGUGUUGGAGGUUGCGCCGAAGCGAUCCAGACGAGCUGGAAGAUGGAGCCUGCAAUGGAGCCGGAUGAUGGAGCCGAACAGCUGGUCCGUCGAUCACAACGACUGGGCAACGAUAAGGACCCACGGCCCUAG